CAAAAAACCUUUGUGUAAUAAUAUAACAAAAGAAUAAGCUAAAGUAAAUCUUCGAAUUAGCUACGAUUUAUAUGUUUAAUAUAAAUUAUAAUAUAGUAUGCAAUGUACAUUAAUACCUAGAACAAACGAUUUUCGUCAAAAUAAUAAAUACAUUAAACAAUUUUUAAUAUGAAGUUGAAGUUAACUUUUUUACUACAAGUACACAGAUAAUUAUUAGCACUUAACAAAUUGAAUAUGUCUAUCGAGUUGAAACCUUUUGCUAAAGGCAUCGAUCACUAUAAAAUAAAAACUUAUUUAUUUGGUUCCGAUGAUAAUAAUGUUGAUUUGUUUAAUGAUACGAUCAAUUGUAUUUCUCCCGGAGGUGAAAUAAUAUCAUUUGCCCACUGUGAUAAAAUAAUAACUUGUACAAUAAAAUGGAUGUCAAAUUCCACCGACGGCAUAAGCCAGCAAUUUCAAGUUAUGUGGAAUGAUACUUUAUGCAACUUUAAUGAAAAAAUUACUUCAGUUAUAUGCUUACCUAUAUCUGCAGUUAAUGUUAAACUUUCUUCUCACUCUAUUCCCGAGUGGUUUUGUAUAGUGGUCGGAUUUUCAAGUGGUAAUGUUAAAUUUUAUAAUGAGGAUGGUGAAAUAUUAUUCUCGCAAACAUUUUAUAAUGGAAGUGUUUUGAAAAUAAGAUGCCAAAGUCAUCAGCCUGCCAAAAAUAACCCACCUACAAUUGAACAACCUGAAGAGCUAUCAAUCUUGUAUUGUGAUGUAAUUUGUACUAUUGAUGGUACACUGCUGGUUAACUGUUUAAGAUCAUGUAAAAAUCAAAUGGCAAAAAUUCAAGGGAAUUGUGCCAAUUCCAUAAUUUGUCCUUCAUUGGCUUACAAGAAAUGGGCAUUUGAUUCUCAGAGUAAAAUUAAUGAUGCUGCUGUUGGCGGAAGAUAUGAUAUAACAAGUUUUCAACAUAUAGUAGCAGCAAAUAUUUGUAAAAGUUUUAGUGGAGAUAAACAAAAUACUUUACCUAAAAUAACUCAGAUUAUAGCCGCUGGCAAAGAACCAUACUUGGCGUUUCAUUUUAAUAUUGAUGGACAACCUCAGCUGACAUUUGGAAAUAUAACUAAAGCUAUAGCGAGUAAAAUAAAAUCUUCAAUUAGUCAAUCUCUGCCAACUUGGUUAACACAUAAUCUGUCUCUAAAUGAAUCGUUGUAUUCGCAAGAACUCCCUGAACAACUUGGAUGCCGUUUUAAACUAAAUGAUGAAAAUCGUGAAGCAUUCAAAAUAGAGUUGAGCCCACAAUUAUCUGUUGGUGUUAUUUCUGAUAACUUAGAUAAAGUAACAUUGUUUGAAGUCAAUGCUGGGGGAAUUAUUCGAACAUGGGAUGACUGUAAAGAUGUACAAUUUGGAUGGAUUGUAGUCAGUGAAAACAAAAGUUCUAGUUCUAAACAAGCAUUAUUUUUAGUAAUGUAUUUACCAAACCAAGAAUCUCUGGAAGUAUGGGCUAUGCAAAACUAUGAAAAGGUAUCAGCGUUAAAAGUUUCAAAAAAUGGCAGGUUGUUCUACACAAAUUUUGGUUUACUCGGGACUUUAAGUACAUCAAGAGCUAAUAUUUAUAACGCUAACUACCGUUGUUACUUCAUUGAUGAAACAGAAAUAAUACAAGAAAUAAGUAUACCAUUUCAUUGUAUUGAUGGUAACUUAAACAGUGAGCUGACACGAGAUAUGCACUUAUUGAGAACCUUCAAAUCAUUGUGUAAAAACGAAAAUAUAAAUGAUGAAAAACUAUGUGAAGAGGUCAUUGUUUUAGCAAAUAAAUUGAGUACUGAUAAAGUGAGGCAACAAGCUUUUGAGUAUAUUAAGACCAGUAAACAUAUGACACAAAAUGCAUUUGUUCAUUAUUUAAAAAGAUUCAAGGAAAUAAUCGAGAAAGAAGAUUCUAGCGAACCUCUAAAAAGAGAAACUUGGUUGAAGACAAUUGAUUGUAAUUUAAAACUUGUAAUAUACCUAUCAUUUUUAUUUAAUUUUCAAGAAAAACAUUGUUGUUUACCAAUAAAUACUUCUUCAGCUGAUGAUAAAACACAAGAAUUGUGUAAAACGCUACGUAUAAGCGACCAAGACUUGGAUAAAAUAAUUUCGUUACUUCCUAUAGAACCACAAAGAAAAAUUGUGGUCAUGUUUCAAGAUGAAAUGAAACUUAGUUAUACCAAAUUAACUGAAUUAAUUACUUGUUUUGAUGUGUCUGGAGAACAUAUAAUCUUAAAAAGAGAUAUGAAUGUGGAUGAUUUAUGUAAAAGGAUGUUUGAAACAAUAAUGCACGCCGAUGGAGAUAUUAGGGAAUGGAACUUAGCAUGGGUAACUAGUGGUAUAAAAUUAUCUGACAUGAUUUAUUUGGCUGUCCAGUACUGGUUGGCUAAACCUCUUACCCUAACAGUUGUUACGGAAAUGAUCAAUUUCUAUCGUGUAAUUGACACAAUUUGUAAUACAAGUGAUGGAAUUAUAGAAAAAAAGUUUGAUUGGAAAACUACACAAGAUCAAUUUUCACAUAGUUCUAACACUUUUGCUUGUUUAACUGGAGCAAUUAUUUGUAAAAACAUUGCCUCUAUUAAAAAAACAGUUAAAGUAGAUGCUGAAUGGGAAUGUAUUUCCAGUGAAGAUUAUCAAUGGAAUUUAUUAAUAGAAAGACUUGAGCAAGUUUGUCAUUUAAAUACAACAUUAAAAUAUCAGUCUGUGGAAUCUGCUGCUACUCUUUUUUGUAUAACAUACAAUUACUUGCCAAUAACAUUGGUGGAUCUAUUAAAAAAAGGACGAGGUGGUGUGUCUACUUUAGUCGCCAAGUGGUUGGCCAGUAUUGGUAUUAAUCCGAGCUUAAUAAAUGACGAUUAUUUAAUGGAUAUAAAUAACAAAAUGUGUGAUCCUCCAAAAGAAAAUAAAGUUAUAAUGGGUGUCCAAGAAGGUAUAGCUAUAAAUACCGAAACUGCAUUGGAAGCUAAUGUUUUGAGCACAGUAGAAAAAGAAACAUUGGAUGCGUUAAAAAGGUUAAGAUCAUGUUUUCCAUACAGUUUAGACAGUAACACGUUGUUGAGUAACAUAAAUUGGGAAUAUUCAUCAGUUUGGCAAAACUGUGUUGCCGAUCUAAGGCCAUUAAAAGCAGCUCUGAAAGUUGCUGAAAAUAUAUCUUGUUCUCAUAUAAAACAAAGUAUCACUAGUUUAGUUUGGUCGACAUAUUUAUCAAAUGUUUUUCAAUCGGCCGUGAGACUUAUUCACCGAUUGGGAAAAGUUCCAAAAGAGAAGUUAUGUAUACAAGAUGUAGGCAUGCCAGAUCGGUGUAUAGCACAAUUUUUUGAAAUAUGUGAAUGUUUUAUUGAAAUUAUUAUUAAGGCGUCACUUUUAGUUGAAGAAGACGAAUUGGCUGAAAUAAAACACGACUUGUUUUGGGAAAAUUGGAAAACUAAUAAUCAGCAUGAACUCACUCUUGUUCAAAAAGCUCUGCACCAGCCUAAUCCCGAUCAAGAUAUGCUUUUUUUCUUGCAUCAGUGUGCUAGAACAUUUCAUAUAUUAUCUAAAUUUUCACUACACAUUAAUAAACCAUUUAACAAUCUAUUUGAUUGUAAUAUCAAUGAAAUUGAUUUUUGUUCUUUAAAUCACCAAAAUUUCAAAAAUGAAGAACAACCGAGAUUUAAAAUUAAAAAAGGAAGGAUUGAUUUUCUUACUACUUCAAUAAGUUCCGCGAUAGGACUUAUACAAAAAGAUUGUGAGGAUGGCCACUGUGAAUUUGAAAGUAAAGAAUAUUUAUUUUGGAUAAGUAAAAUAUUUCAAUUAGCUAUAGACUGGCAAUUACCUCUCGACGAACUUCGAAUACAUCAAGUGGUAUCCCUUUAUGCAAAAGGCCAUGAUCGAUUAGCAGAAGAAGUAGUUCCUACUAUUAACAAUAAAGACAAUUUGGUCAAAUUUUUGUUAAAUAUUAUUAAACAUAGAUUGAAGUACGAGUUGACGGUUAAUGAUUUAGACUUCCAUGAUAAAAUUGUUCACUUCAGUCCAGAAAUAAUUUUAUGGUUAAACACAUCAGUUACUAUAGAAGUGGAGAAAUCAUUAUUAAAGGAAAUUCUGGAAUUAGUUCAAACUGUUAUUACUUUGUUGCCAGAAAACAGUGACCAAUAUGAGUUUGUCACUAAUUUAAUGGACAGUUUAAAUUCACUAAUAAAUAUAAAUAGACAAGAAAAAUGAUUAACUGAACAUCUUGUUAAUGUUGAUAACAAGUAAACUACAAAGCAAGUGUAUACAAUUUGAGUAUAGUUUACUACACUGCAUUAAUUACUGAACAUAAAAUAUGAGACUUGGAAUAGUCAAAGACCUCCAAUAUUUUUAUGUUUUAGUUAGUGUGGAUUUUCAAAAAAUAUCAAUGUUAUAUACUUCAAUACUGUAUGGAAAAAAUAUUGAA
Adelges cooleyi (spruce gall adelgid) is the source of this 4420-nucleotide messenger RNA. It is a transcript of the gene Rab3-GAP, whose product is annotated as rab3 GTPase-activating protein non-catalytic subunit. The transcript is spliced from 24 exons. NCBI's taxonomy places the organism in Eukaryota, Metazoa, Arthropoda, Insecta, Hemiptera, Adelgidae. Gene Ontology annotation, biological process: regulation of GTPase activity. The record is from RefSeq and is a predicted model, not a curated record. The coding region runs from base 235 to 4206 and encodes 1323 amino acids.